This is a messenger RNA of Peronospora farinosa, 2088 nucleotides long. The record is from the annotation of a GenBank genome assembly. NCBI's taxonomy places the organism in Eukaryota, Oomycota, Peronosporomycetes, Peronosporales, Peronosporaceae.
AUGAGUAGCGCCAAUGGACAGACGAUCACCGUAUGUGGCAAUGUUUUUCGCUUGGUCGAAACGAUUGGACGAGGCUCCUACGGCACCGUCCACAAGGCCAUCAAUUUGUCGUCUGGAGCAGCUGUAGCCGUCAAAAUGAUUGGGAAGGACAAAUUACGACGGCCACAUGAACGUCAAAGCAUUGAAAAAGAAAUUGAGACCAUGCGCGUAGCUGUGGAGCAAUUUGAAAAUGGUCACCCACAUAUUGUACGGCUGCUGUGCACCAAAGAGUCACAGCAUCACAUUUUUAUCGUGCAGGAAUAUUGUGCUGGUGGAGAUAUUGCACAACUGAUGAAGUUAAACAACGGACUGGUGGAGGAGCAGGCUCGGCUGUAUAUGUCGCAAUUAGCGUCGGGGUUGCAGUUUCUUCGCUCGCAGAAUGUGGUGCAUCGUGAUUUGAAACCUGCCAACUUGCUGCUUUCGUCACGAAACAUGGCAACGGCCAAGUUAAAAAUUGCGGACUUUGGUUUUGCGCGAGAGUUGGAGUCCGAGAUGAUGGCUGAGAGUGUUGUGGGCUCGCCGCUAUACAUGGCGCCGGAGCUACUGGAGUACAAGGGUUAUGAUGCUAAAGCAGAUUUGUGGUCAGUUGGCAUCAUCUUGUACGAGAUGAUUGCUAACGAACACCCGUUUCUUGUGGUGAACAAAUGCCACGCGACUAACCACUUGGCACUGCGGCGGAACAUCUAUCGAUACUUUGAGCAUUAUGGCCACGUUCGACUUCCGAAAAAGGUCACAGUAUCUCCCGAGUGUGAACAGUUUGUGGAAGCGCUGUUGCGGGUCGAUCCGCGCAAGCGAAUGUCGUUUGAUGACUUCUUCCGCGCGCCAUUCUUGUUACCACCAGUUCCGGCAGAUGCUGAUGCAGACACAGAUACUGCAGAUUUGGACAGCUCCGAGACAAAGCAACCACUUGUUGCCGGAAACCAGCCCGAAUACGAGGACUGGGCGACCUGUAGCGACGAAUACGUGAUGGUGGAGAAUGAGUAUGAGGACGUUGGUCGGAAGGUUCUUGACGGUCAGGAUCUGAACGUGAAUCUAGAUGAAAAGGUGCAACACCACACGAAAGAGCAUGCACCAGACGCCGAUGCAGACACCGCCAUAGUGGAUGGAAGCGUUGAGAUUAGGGAUAUCGUGGUCGAUACGUCAUCUCCCCGAAACAGGACACCUGAAUCCGUGAUAGCGCCGGUGUCGAUUGAGAUCGACGAGGAUACUAAAAUGCCGGUACGCGAAGUAAUCCCUGCAGCUAAGAAUGAUAAUUGGUUGGUUGGCGAGCGCCGUCAGUGGGUGACCGACGAUAACCGUCUCGAGGAAUUGCUGGGUAUUUGCUAUAAGAGUUUCUCAUGUGGUAGCGUGGCACUCUUCGUACCUACACCUUUUGGCGAUUACAUCGCAUUCCACGAAGGAUGCCCUCACUACUAUUUGUCGGACGAAUCUAUUGCAGCAUCUAAGAAAGACGACAGAAACCCUCCGUAUGUUCUUGGACACAUCAUCUACAUCGAAGACCAUGAAACUACGGAUAAAUUGAACCCGUUUUGCCUUCGUGAAGGAACCAAGUAUCACGUGGUAUCGGUAACACCUUUAGCAACGUCAUCUCAUGAUGCAAACGGCAGCAUUGGGACCGCGAAUAAUUCGUCCGUAUCAGAUGAGCUACCGCUCUCCCAGGUCCUGACUGGUCGUACAGUGGCAAGUGAUGCCGAAGAAAGCGAAACUGUUGGUGAAUUGCCGUCUGUAGAAGCCACUCAUGGCCCAAUCGAGCAUCAGCGGAUAUCAUUCCGUAGCUUUCAAAUCAGUUCAUUGGCGUUGUUUUUCCUGAAGGGGGGAAAACUACCGUAUGUGGCUUUUAACGAGGGAGCUCCACACUAUUAUCUAGCAAACGAGUCGAUCCAGGCAGCGAUUUUGGGUGUGGGCAGUGAUCGAACACCACCCGCUUACAUUUGUGGUGAGAUCAUUUUCAUUGAUACUUUUCAUGCGAUUGAGGAUUUUAACCCGUAUCGUCUACCGUAUGGAACUCGAUUUCAUGUUGUCACAGUUGCAAACCCCAAGAGAACGUAG